AUGUCAAUUUCUGUGGAGGACAGCUCUGACAGGAGCGAAGUGCUGCAAAGCUCGGAAGGGAGUAAAACUGAUGCCCUCACCAAAGACGCCUCAGUAACAGUGGGAGAAAAGCAGCGAGCCUCCUCACCUGAUGAAGCAGAAGGUGAUGGUUCUGCUGGACCUCAGGAUGAAGCUGAAACCGUCUACGUCAAUGGCCACCCUGUGAUUGAAAAUGGAGAUGAUGUUUCGAAAUUCCUGAUCUCCGAUCGAGAUGACGGCGAUCCUUCGUUCACGUUUCGCUCGAUAGUUUUGGGCACAGCUUUCACAGCCCUUUCUAGUGUCAUCACCAUGAUCUACAUCUUCAAGCCGACCAUGAUGCAAGUUUCGGCAGUUUUCCUCCAGCUGCUGGUCUACGUCUUUGGCGAAGCGUGGGCAAGGUUCACCCCUCGACCUGACCGAUUCAAACAGGGAUGGGUGCAGAAAAUACUUCGAUUCCUUAACUCUGGACAGCCAUUUGGAAUCAAAGAACACGUUGUCGCGUCACUGAUCGCUUCGUCAGGUAACAAUGGUCUUUCCGGAGUCGAGGUCUAUGCUGUUGAGCGACUCUUUUACGACCGAAGCGUUUCCGCGUCUACUGCUGUGCUAGCUACUUUCUCCAUCUCCCUUUGUGGGUUUGUUGUGGCGGGUGUAUUGCGACCACUCAUCGUAUACCCUGCAGAAAUGGUGUACUGGAGCACUUUGCCACAAGUGGUGUUGUUCCAAAAUCUCCACUUCGAUGUCCGCGCGAACCGAGGCCGACUUAUCAAGUUCGGCUGGGCCCUUGCUCUUGCUGCCAUUUGGGAGUUCUUCCCAUCAUAUAUCAUUACUUGGUUCAGUGGACUUUCCAUCGUUUGCCUGGCGUCAAUGAAUGCCCCGACCAAGACUAGAACUAUUCUCUCCACAAUUUUCGGGGGUGCGUCAUCCAACCAGGGAUUGGGUCUGCUCAAUUUCUCUCUGGAUUGGCAAUAUAUUCAGAGCACGUAUCUAUCCUUGCCCUUCAAGCAACAGGUGAACACUUGGAUUGCGUAUGUGAUCUGGUACCCUGUCAUGCUAGGUCUCUACUACAGCAACGCCUGGAAUGCCAAAACCUUUCCAUUCAUGUCGAGCUCUCUGUUCAAGAGUGAUGGGACCAAGCUAACCACGACUACAAUCUUGAACGACGAGGGAUUGAUUGAUGACGCCAAGCUUGCCAAAAUUGGGCUGCCCUACUUGACUUCCAGCACCGUCUGGGGAUAUUUCACGCAGAAUCUUGCAAUUGGAGCUUUGAUUACUCAUGUUAUUAUCUUCUUUGGCAAAGAUAUGGUACUGGCAUGGAAGCAGGCGCGAAGCAAGACUCAACCUGAUCUACACUAUCGGGCAAUGCUCAAAUACAAAGAGGUUCCAAUGUGGUGGUACUUAGUUCUGUUCGUUCUCUGCUUCAUUGCGGGAAUCAUCGUGACUGCCCGCGGCGAGACAACCCUUCCUGUUUGGGGUUAUAUUAUCGCUCUUCUCCUUGGAGCAUUCAUUGCACCAUUCUCAUGUAUUCUGUACGGACUCUAUGGGUCUGGAGUUGGAACGAAUCAAAUCUCAAAGAUGGUUGCAGGAGCAGUUCAUCCGGGUCGGCCCUUGGCCAAUCUUUACUUUGCUAGCUGGUCUCACCAAGUCAUCCUGCUUGCAGUCAAUUUGGCAAACUGGUUGAAGGUUGGACAGUACACAAAGGUGCCGCAUCGGGUCAUGUUUGGCACUCAAAUAUACGCAACUCUUCUGGGAGCUGGCCUGAACUACGCUGUUAUGACCACCAUCGUGACAAACCAGCGCGAUAUUCUUCUUGAUCCUGAAGGUAACAGUGUUUGGAGUGGCUCUUUCGUGCAAAGUCUCAAUUCUCAAGCCAUUACCUGGGCUCUGGCCAAGGAUAUGUACGGUGCUAAGAGCCGAUACUUCAUUGUUCCCCUUGGUAUUGUCAUCGGUCUAGCUCUUCCAAUUAUCCACUGGGGCGUGGGUAGGAUCUUCCCGCGAAUUCGCAGGUGGCCUAUCAACACUCCAAUCAUUGCUUUAUAUUCGGGCUACACUUAUUAUGGAAACACCUCCUGGAUUUGGUCGUCGAUUGCAGUGGGAGUCCUUUCUCAAUUCUGGCUUCGCCGCAGACUGCCCCGAAUCUACAACAAGUACAACUACCUCAUCGGAGCUGCUAUGGAUGGAGGCUCUCAGAUUGUCAUUUUCAUUCUGUCGUUUGCGGUCUUCGGAGCCAGUGGAACAGAACACCCAUUCCCGACGUGGUGGGGAUCGCCUUCUGGUAACCCAGAUCACUGCUUAUAG
Penicillium subrubescens is the source of this 2313-nucleotide messenger RNA. RefSeq names its product OPT family oligopeptide transporter. Gene Ontology annotation, molecular function: oligopeptide transmembrane transporter activity. The record is from RefSeq and is a predicted model, not a curated record. Gene Ontology annotation, biological process: transmembrane transport. The coding region runs from base 1 to 2313 and encodes 770 amino acids. Lineage: Eukaryota; Fungi; Ascomycota; Eurotiomycetes; Eurotiales; Aspergillaceae. The transcript is spliced from 3 exons.